AUGCUCAGUUGUAGACAACUGACCAAACUUCAAGAGUUAGCGAAGUUAGUUCAACUCGAACGGAAUGUAAUUCUAAAACGGAAUUACUACAAUAGAGGAAUCAUUGGAAAUAGAGAAGUUGUGGGCUAUGGUCUUAACGGAAGUUACAGUUACUACGAGAGCACUAUGUUUCCCUUCCCUGCAGUCAGAUGGAUGGAAAACACACCUGAAAUAAUGGCUUUGCGCGAGAAGGAGAAAGGAGAUUGGCGUAAGAUGACAGUGGAAGAAAAGAAAGCUCUAUACCGAGCCAGUUUCCGUCAAACAUUUUCCGAAAUGGACGCUCCUACUGGCGAGUGGAAAAUCGUUUUUGGUAUGGCUUUCUUUUUGCUGGGCUUGGGAUUCUGGUUUGCUGUUGUCAUCUUUAACACGGCUAGAACUCCUUUACCCGAAACUUUGACUGACCCUGUUAGAAGAGAGCAUAUUUUGAGAAGGAUGAUCGAUCUUAGAAUGAAUCCUAUCGAUGGACUUUCCUCGAAAUGGGAUUACGAAAAUGAUCGCUGGAAGUAA
Molecule: messenger RNA, 546 nt
Organism: Ctenocephalides felis (cat flea)
Lineage: Eukaryota; Metazoa; Arthropoda; Insecta; Siphonaptera; Pulicidae
Product: cytochrome c oxidase subunit 4 isoform 2, mitochondrial-like
Exons: 2
Coding region: 1-546 (181 amino acids)
Biological process (GO): mitochondrial electron transport, cytochrome c to oxygen
Source: RefSeq, a predicted model, not a curated record